Messenger RNA from Equus caballus (horse), 1831 nucleotides. RefSeq names its product T-cell receptor gamma chain C region DFL12. The record is from RefSeq and is a predicted model, not a curated record. Lineage: Eukaryota; Metazoa; Chordata; Mammalia; Perissodactyla; Equidae.
CUCUCAGUCACUGCCUGCCUGUGACAGCUGUCUAGAGCCUGGCUCUGACUCUCUCCUUGUGUCCUGGGCUCCCUGUCUUUGGAGCAGGGCUGGAGUGUAGAGGGUGUCAGCUCUUCGUGUCAUCUGUCCCUUCCUUCUAAGGCCAGAGUAGGAAGGCAUGCUGCGGGCUGUCACCCUCCUUCUAGCUUUCCUGGCUCCUGCCAUUCAGCUAUCUUCCAACUUGGAAGGGACACAGAUGUCAGUCACCAGACAGGCUGGGUCAUCUGUUGUAAUCACUUGUGAUAUUAAAGAAAGCAGCGACUACGUCCACUGGUACCGAUACCAGAACAGGAUGGCCCCACAACGCCUUCUCUACUACCAGUUCUCCAGCUCAAAUGAUGUGCUGGAUUCGGAGAUCAGUUCACGGAAAUACCAUGCUUAUGAAGGCACAGGGAGAACCUCUAAACUUUUAAUCAAAAUUCUGGAAGAAAGUGAUUCUGGUGUGUAUUACUGUGCUGCCUGGGAGAAUAGCUCAGGCUGGAGCAAGAAAUUUGGAGAAGGGACAAAGCUCACAGUAAUUCCCUCUGAUAGACGCCUUCCGGCAGACAUUUCCCCCAAGCCCACCAUUUUUCUUCCUUCAAUUGCUGAAAUCAAACGCCACAAAGCUGGAACACAUCUGUGUCUUCUUGAGAAUUUUUUCCCAGAUGUUAUCAAGGUAUAUUGGAAAGAAAAGAAUGGCAAUAGAAUUCUGGAAUCCCAGGAGGGAAAAACCAUGAAGACCAGUGACACAUACAUGAAACUCAGCUGGCUGACCGUGACUGAAAAGUCAAUGGAUAAAGAACACAAAUGUAUCGUCCAACACGAGAAAAAUAAAGGAGGGGUUGACCAAGAGAUUCUCUUUCCUUCAGUGAAUCAAGUUGUCGCCUCAAUGACCACCACUAUUGCUCCAACAACGGCUUCUACGACAGAGAAAAGGAUUGCCACCUCAAAGGCCACUACUGUUGGGUCUACAACGGCUUAUACGACAGAGGAGAGCAUUGCCACCUCAAAGGCCACUACUGUUGGUCCCACAACGGCUUAUACGACAGAGGAAAGCAUUGUCACCUCAAUGGCCACUACUGUUGGUUCUACAACGGCUUAUACGACAGAGGAGAGCAUUGUCACUACUACUAAGGCUACAACAGCUCCCCCAACAGAGCACAGUGGUGUCCCUGUUAUUAUUCCCAGAAAAGCUUGUCUGAAAGAUGAAACAUCCCCCCUGCAGCUGCAGCUCAGCAACGUCUCUGCCUAUUACACCUACCUCCUCCUCCUCCUCAAGGGCGCCAUCUACUUUGCCAUCAUUGCCUUCGGUCUGUUCAGGAGAACAGAAGACUGUGACAUGGAAACAGUUUGUAACAGAUGGUGGCAGAAGGAAGUCAACUGGUCUUCAUUUAUUUUCCCUAAAAGGGACCCCUGAGGAUCUAGCGGGGCUUUCUUUCUGGGUUUGGGUUAUUUCAGUUCACAUGUGUACUUUUUGUUAUGUCAUUAUUGUGUAAUGGUUUUUCAAACCACCGGGCAAACAGAAAAUGUUACUCUGUAACAACAAUGAAUUCUGCCAUCACUCAGCGGCAGGGCCAUGGGGUAGUCCUUUAGCACCACUGUCUCCAUGAUCUCCAUCAGCUCCUCUGGCAACCCAAAUAAGCAUGCCUUCCGAGUACAGACAGCACGCGGCUUCUAGUCACAUCCCUUAGGGCCAUUUAACCAGAACCGCCUUGAAGCGUUGCAUUUUACACAUCCUGAACCUGACACUUUUGCUACUUGAAUUCUGAGCUGUGUUUUUUGUAAUAGGCACAAUAAAAAAAUUGAAAGUCUA